AUGGUAGAAACAUACAACAUUGGGUCUCGCAGCGAAUGCGAACGUCUCGUGAAGAGCUGGGGCUUCAAACAUGUUUUUACCUGGGCUGAUGGGAGCAACGCAUACUACCCGCCUCAUACACAUGGGGGCCUCACAACGCACCUUAUCCGCCGGGGGACAAUGACAAUAGCUUAUCCCGACGAUAAUGCCAAAUCGACCAGUAGGGAUAUCAAGGAGACGUUCGGGGUUGGGGCAAGGGUGGAUGUGCCCGCUGGCAAGCGCCAUGAGGUUUGGAUCGGAGAUGAAGGUUGUGAAUAUGUAAUUGGGGAAUAGGUCGUCGCUUCAGUGGUCCUAGUUGCAGGGCUAUUGGUACUUGUUUAUUGCGCUGCAUGUCAGUUAUGGCAGUUGAAGUACUUGGAUAAUAUAUACCAUUUAUAUUUCUGUGG
Messenger RNA from Aspergillus nidulans FGSC A4, 425 nucleotides. RefSeq lists its product as uncharacterized. The record is from RefSeq and is a predicted model, not a curated record. Lineage: Eukaryota; Fungi; Ascomycota; Eurotiomycetes; Eurotiales; Aspergillaceae. Bases 1 to 312 code for a protein of 103 amino acids. The transcript is spliced from 2 exons.